GUCUCAAGAUUAUUCCUUCUUAAGUCACUAACUUUCUAUCUAUAAGAGUACAUAGUUUGGCUUAUUUUUCUAUGGUAGCUUUAAAUUCUUCACCAUUGAAACCCACAUACAUUUUCACAAACAAUUUCCUCUUUGUUUCCUGAAUCCUGACUUUCUAUGUAACCAAACACCCCCCUUUAACCCAUUGGUCUAAAGUCUAAACCUUUCACCACAAGACGAACACAUUUUUUUUCUUUUUUAAUUUUCAAUGGCACAAUCCUUCUACGUUUAAGCUUCUGUAAGGACCAUGAGCAACAGGAGUAGCAGCCGGAGCAAGAGCGGUGGCGAGGAGGCGUUCAGGGUUACGAUCCCGGCCGACAUACGGCCUACCAUACAGACCAUACGGGAGACCACGGGGAGGCAACACAGCGAUGAGGAGAUCUACUCUGUUCUUGAGGAUUGUUCAAUGGAUCCUAAUGAGACUGCUCAAAAGCUUCUUUAUUUAGAUACAUUUCAUGAGGUAAAAAAGAAACGUGAUCGGAAAAAGGAGGGACAAGGGGCUAGGGGUGGUCGGGGGAACUAUUAUUCUAAACAUAUCCAGUCUGUUGCUAGCACUGGGAUGAAUGCAGCUCCAAGGAGGGAAAAUGGAUUCAUAGAGAGAGGUUCAGUUUUGCGGAAAAUGAAAAAUAAUGCAGUACAUAAUGUGACAAAAGCUUCCACUGUUGCUUCCAAUGGCUCUUCAAGUCAAUCCAAUGGAAUCUUGAGUCAUGGACAUGGCAAUGAGUUGUCUGUGGAUGGUGUGAUUCCUGACAGGAAAGAUAAUACUACCAUAGAUGCAAAAAGGCCGGAGACUGCACCACUUCUACCUACUCCCACCUUUGCCUCCCUGAUUAGAGCUCACCAAGAAAAGUCUUCAUUGAGUUCUAAUCACCUUCCUACCUCUGCCGGUCAAGCAUCUGCUGAAUCCAACGUUAUUAAGGAAAAUACUGAUGUUUCCUCUGAUGUGGACUUGGAAUCAUCCAAGAGUGAAAAGACAGCCUCAAACACUUUAGAUGCUAUUCACAAAAAAAAUGAUGAAAGCCAAUCAGAAGAAGUGGAAAAGAAUCAGCUGUCUGAGCCUUUACAGUCUUCUUCCUUGUUAGCUCAUGACACUUCUUCAGCUAUCCAUUCCUCUGAUGAUGAUAACCAGGCACUGGUAGAGUCUGUUACAAUUUCUGAAGAAACUUCAGCGGUUACAACUAUCACAGUUAAAGUCAAUUCUCAGGUGCAUCCUGAGUCAGUUCCUUCUGAUGGUCAGCAUGUUACUUUUCCUAGUCACUUCAAAGUCUCAGAAGCAGUGAAAAAUGGGCUGACUUUUGGAAGCUUUGAUAUUUGUUUCGGAUCCGUAGCAAAGGAGUUCAAUUGCACUGUUGGUGAGAUUAACUCUAUGACUCCCGCUGAAUCAUCUUCUGCUACUGAUGAAGCUUAUGGGGAACCUUCUCCUAGUAGUCGAAGCUUAUCCCCAGCUACUCAAGGGGAAACUCUUGAUCAUCCACAGUCGACUCUGUUUGUGGAUAAUGUGCCUUCAACAGCUGGCAAUAUCCCCAGUGGCACAGACUUGAAGCAUGAUGAGUUGAAGCAGGAGAUGCCCUUGCUUCCAGAAGGCCAAGAGAAACCUCCUGUUCAAAGCGUUCCAAACUAUGCUCUUGGUUUCAUGUUCUCCUCUGCUGUGAGCCAACCUAUACAAGUGGAAGGACCAGAGACUCAGGCACGUGAUGUUUCUCUAAUUUCAAACUUUGCUAAUGGGGUUUCUGUGGCUCCUAGCUCAAGUCCAGCUCCGUCUGUGCAAAGCUCUGUUGUUGCUCCACAACCUGUUCAUCUUUUCAGGCAUCCUUAUGCAGGCUUCCUCCCAUUCGGUCACUACCUGCCGCCUUAUUAUAUGCCACCAGUACAUCAGUUCUUGAGCGCCAAUGGGCUUCCGCAGCAGCCUUCUACUGGUAAUGUAUAUUUAUCUUCUGUGGCAGCUUCUGCUGCUGCCACUGCUCCUGGAGUCAAGUUUCCUCUUUCACAGUUCAAGCCAGGAAGCAAUGCAGGAAACCCUGCUCAUAUGGGCAUUGCAGCUGGUUAUGGUUCAUAUGGCUCUUCUGUUGGUUUCAAUCAUAUUACUGCUGCAGCCCCUGGAAAGUCUACCAAUAAUGAGGAUCUUACGUCAUCUCAAUUGAAGGAUGAUCAAAUCUACACAACAAGACCACUGAGUGAAGGUUCAGGUGUUUGGAUACCUUCGGCAGGACAUGAUUUGUCCAACAUGCAGAUCAAUCCUCUAUACAAUCUUGCCCUCCAGGGACAGCACAUUGCCUUUGCCCCAGCACAAGCUGGUCAUAAUGCCUUUCCUGGAAUUUAUCAACCAGCACAGACAUUAGCUGCCCCUUCAAAUGUUAAUCCGCUGCUGCAACAAUCUCAAGCCAUGGCUGCAGCUGUUGAAACUAUGGCACUCCCAUCUGGUGCGUAUCAGCAUUCGCAGGUUGCUCAGGUCAAUUGGAAUCCUAGUUACUGAUCUAGCUAAACAUCUCAUGACGAAACUUGGUUGCCUUGAAGCUCUGGCCAGAUUUUAGUGUAAAUAUAUUAUGCAUCUUAGAAGUCCUCGAUGGGAAUACAUGUUGCCGACCUUUGAAAGUUAUGAAUGUGACAGGUGCCAUUAUCGUUAUUCAUCUUGUUCUGAAUUCAUUUUCCCUGUGAUUUCUCAUCGGUAGUGAACUAUUUGACUUUCUUUGCCUUUUCUGUUAGACUUAUUAAUACUGGAGAUCUUAUAGAAAUUUAAGAGGUCAAAGGGAGGAGGUGGGAUUUACUGAAUUUUCCUAUCUGUUGUCUCACCUGUACAUUAAAUUUUGAUAAUGAAGGAUUUAAGUAUACUGCUGUAAUUGAUAUAUGGGAAUUGACAUUUAUAUUUUAUAUUGAAAUUGAUGAAUGCUGAUCCCUUUUGUUGGUCA
Messenger RNA from Mangifera indica (mango), 2945 nucleotides. Its product is annotated as GBF-interacting protein 1-like. The transcript has 10 exons. NCBI's taxonomy places the organism in Eukaryota, Viridiplantae, Streptophyta, Magnoliopsida, Sapindales, Anacardiaceae. Gene Ontology annotation, cellular component: nucleus. The record is from RefSeq and is a predicted model, not a curated record. The coding region runs from base 287 to 2512 and encodes 741 amino acids.